CGCUCGCGGUUUGUUAGUACUUCCGGUGACGCUGCAUUUAUGCGCCCAUCGGCUGACUGGACGGAAGCCCGGGUGAAUGCUGUGGCGAUGCCCUUGGAGGUGACAUGGCCCUUCCCACAAUGCCCCCGUCUUGGCUGGAGAAUGUCCAGCAGAGUGGUCAUGGGAAUGGUGGGCUCAUACAGUUACCUUUGGACCAAUUAUUUUAACUCGUUGGUGGUGCACAACCAGGAUGUUUUGUUGGACCUGGUUGAUGAGCGUCCUCAGGACACGCCUCUUAUCACAGUGUGCAAUCAUCAGUCCUGUAUGGAUGAUCCACACAUCUGGGGAGUCCUGAAGCUCCGGCAUCUGUGGAACUUUAACAGGAUGAGAUGGACACCUGCUGCAUCUGACAUCUGUUUCACAAGAGAAGUCCACUCCAGCUUCUUCAGCAGAGGGAAAUGUGUUCCUGUUGUUAGAGGAGAUGGAGUGUAUCAGAAAGGAAUGGAUUUUCUCUUGGAAAGGCUGAAUCAAGGGGAGUGGGUACACAUAUUUCCAGAAGGUAGAGUUAACAUGACUGGAGAGUUUAUGAGGAUAAAAUGGGGAAUUGGGCGAUUGAUUGCGGAGUGCUCUCUUCACCCAAUCAUUUUACCCAUGUGGCAUGUAGGUAUGAAUGAUGUUUUACCAAAUCAAACGCCAUACGUCCCUCGAGUAGGACAGCGAAUAACGGUUGUAGUUGGAAAGCCGUUCACUGUCAGACAUUUGGUAAAUGCACUGAGAGCUGACCACAUAAGUCCGAUGGAAAUGCGGAAAACACUGACAGACUUUAUUCAAGGGGAGUUUCGCAGUUUGAAAGGACAGGCAGAGGUUCUUCAUCAAAGGAUACGGAAACACUCAUGACCCAAGAAGGGACGAAUUACAGGAUGAAGGGCUAUACACUAACCCCGGCCUUACAACACAGCAUUGACACUUGAGGAGAAACGGUCAUAUAGAUGACAACACCCAAAGGCAAAAUGAUGUCCUCGGGUGUCUGUUCAUUUAUGUGUGGACAGUCACACAUGGUCUGAGGAGAACAAAGAUCUUUUUUUUUCUAAUAGAGGAGUUACACCUCUAUAGAGAAAGUAAAUUAAUUUUGAGCAAUGUGCAGGACGUCAGGACUGGAAAUGCCUUGUAGACUGUGGAAGCACAAUGUAUUGUUCUACAGUCUUUUUUUCCCCCUCCAAUUUAAUUGUACAGAUUACGGCACCCAACAAAAAUUGCUUCAGCAUUCAGAACUAUGAAAGUAGCCUUUUUACAUUCUAGAGUGUUAAUGAUUCAUUCGCUUUAAAAAGAAAAAAAAGAAGACUUUUCCUUUAAACGUCUGAACUUGUUCAAUUUGUACACUCGGUUGUCAUAGCUGCGUCAGUGAUUAUUUUGACAACAAAAUCAAAUUCUUGAUUUAAAGUGGGACUGUUGAAGUAUUUUUUUCUAUCAAAUUACAAAUCAAAUUUGAAAUGCAGGAUGCUAGCUGUUCAGUGUAUACAUAUAUAAUGCAGUAUUUGGCUAUAAAUACACCGUACAUACAAAAUAUUCAAGACAUUAUUUCAGAAUUUUCAAAAAAAUGUUAUUUUUAUAAAACAUAAUUCCGUUAGAAGGCAUUUCUGCAACAACUUCUAUAUUUUAAAUAAUGGCAAGUGAUGAAAAUCUGAGUGGACAUUAAAGAUUGAAAUAAAAGAUGUCUCUCUUGUGUGACCUAUAAGGCACAAACAGAAAACAUGACAAUAAACAGUUAAUUAAGCAUUGCUAAUUUAACGGUCUAAAUCAAACAUUUACCAAAAUAGCAUACCAAAAUAAGAGGGAUCAUGCAAAAUGCAUUUUAUUGUUCAUUAAGUACUGACCUGAAUAAUAUAUUUCACAUAAAAGAUGUUUAGUUCUUUUCUACAACAUGUUUUUUGAUUCUUAAUGCCAUGUUUUUCCAUCAAUGAUUCACAACUAUUUUUAUGUAUUUAUUUAUUUUAGUGACAGAUGCUCAUGAUUCCCUUGUUUGUCUCAAACAGUUAAACUGCCUGCUACUCCAGAAAAAUCCUUCAGCUCCCACUUAUUCUUUGGCCUCAUCUUCUUACAUUAAGGAAAACUGUGGUACUCGUGCAGCUAUUAAAGAAGGUUCAAACAUUUCUAUCUGUAGUAUUAGGGUACUUUUAUUAGUAUUUUUUUCCUUUUUUAAAUAAAAAAUGUAUUUUAUUUAAUAAAUGAAACUUAUUUUCUCUUAAAUAUAAAGUAUUACUCAAGUUCUUUCAUAAAACAAAAACGUAGUAAGAUUUUAAUAUUUGGAUUUGUGAUUGUGGAACUUGGCAAGCAACAGAAUCGGAUUUAUUAGAACAAAACUCCUAAAAUAUCUUGUCAAAGCUUUAUAGUAUAGGACAAUGUUACAUGGGUUAAACCAUUUGUAACACUUUAAAAUUUCUGCAGUGAUUAAUUCUGCAGUGAGUUGGGCAGCUGUGGUUAGCACCCGGACAUCCCUUUUAGACGGCUUUCUUUUGUGUCUUAUGUCUUGGUGCUAUGCUGACAUUACCCUGGAUAUCGUGGCUCUUGAUACAGAAAGACUCAGAAAGACUUGCUGUCUGUGUCACAGAUGCGCCAGCAAGACAUGCACCAACAAUUUGUCCUCUUUUGAACUCAUAAUCACCCAUAAUGUUGUGUGCAUUGCAAUAUUUAAAAAAACCUGUGCUAUUACUGUGCCAUUAAACCUCCUACACUAAAUUG
Molecule: messenger RNA, 2718 nt
Organism: Puntigrus tetrazona (Sumatra barb)
Lineage: Eukaryota; Metazoa; Chordata; Actinopteri; Cypriniformes; Cyprinidae
Gene: tafazzin
Product: tafazzin, phospholipid-lysophospholipid transacylase
Exons: 11
Coding region: 40-876 (278 amino acids)
Biological process (GO): inner mitochondrial membrane organization; cardiolipin acyl-chain remodeling
Cellular component (GO): mitochondrial membrane
Molecular function (GO): 1-acylglycerophosphocholine O-acyltransferase activity
Source: RefSeq, a predicted model, not a curated record